Molecule: messenger RNA, 6153 nt
Organism: Pocillopora verrucosa
Lineage: Eukaryota; Metazoa; Cnidaria; Anthozoa; Scleractinia; Pocilloporidae
Product: serine/threonine-protein phosphatase 4 regulatory subunit 1-like
Biological process (GO): protein dephosphorylation
Molecular function (GO): protein phosphatase regulator activity
Source: RefSeq, a predicted model, not a curated record
UUGGUGGCCGCUCAAGAUGGCGGAUAUACAAUUUCACAUAGAGAAUACUGAUGGUCCAGAAGAAGAGGACCAAGAAGAUGAGGGAUAUGAGAUGGAUCAAGACGAGACGUCAUUACACUGUUAUGCCUCCGCUGAAGAACCAAUGAGUCCUCUCAAUAGAAUGGAAAGAUUUAUGUUGAGCGACAUAAUCGUAAAUCGACAAAUGGCAGCUAGAUGUUGUCAGGACGCUUUAAGAGCGAGCAAGGCGAAGGAAGAAGUUUAUCAUGUGUUGAGGCUAAUGGUUCGCUUAUCGGACGACAUAGAACCAUCUGUUAGAGUGGAGCUGAUGGAGCAAGUCCCGCAUGUAGCUGUGUACUGCUAUGAGCAUCAUUCAAUGAUGGAGGCUGUGCCACAGUACAUUUUAUUCAUUGUGCUGCGGUUUUUGACAGAUUCAAACAAUCAGGUUCGAAAAACAAGUCAGGCUGCCCUAUUGGUUCUGUUGGAACAGGAAGUUGUGGAAAGAGAGGAUGUUGAGGAACAAGUCUGUCCUGUUCUUCUCCAGUUGACUGCUGGGGAGAGUAAUGACGACUUCAGAUCUGAAGCAGUGGCUUUGAUGAGUAAGAUGGCUCCGCUUGUUGGAAGAGACAUUACAGAGAGAUACUUUUUACCAAGAUUUGAACUUCUCUGUUCUGAUCCUCUGUUUCAUGUCAGAAAGGUUUGUGCAUCAAACUUUGGUGAGAUGUGCAGUGUUCUUGGACCAGAAGUUACCAAUGAAAAAAUGCUUCCAGUCUUCUUCAAACUGUGUCAAGAUGGAGUCUGGGGUGUUAGGAAGGCAUGUGCUGAGUGUUACAUGAGUGUGUCAAGUGCAAGUCCAGCAGAAACAAGGAAAAGAGAGCUCGCUCAGUUUUUUGUUAGUUUGCUCUGUGACAAGUCAAGAUGGGUUCAAAUGGCAGCAUAUCAAAGCCUGGGACCAUUUAUUUCCACAUUUGCAGACCCAGCUGAUAGUGGUUUUUACAUAAAUGAGGAUGGUAUUUUGACUGCUUUACCUGAGAGAGAGCUGGAAACUCCUCCUCCAUCCCCAACUAAAACAGAGGGAGAACCAACUUCUAGUGAAACUACAAGUGGGGAAUUAAAUGAAGAUGCAACUCUUUUGGGAGAAUCCCAAGAAGUAAACAGGCAUCAAACUGAACGACAAGCAUCUCCUGAGGCUGGCACCACAGAUUCUGGUUAUAUUUCACCUCCUGAAAUCAUAUCAAAUGAUCAAGACCUACAGAAGCAAUCACAUGCUGCACAAAACAAGGAUGUUGCUGCUCAAACCUGUUCAAAAGAACUAAGAAAUUGUGACAAGCACAUGACAACGGAUCUUGAUGAGGUUGAUGAUAAGUACUUUGAUUCAUUUCUCUAUUGGAGGACUCCUUUACCUCAAGUUGAAUUAGAUGCAGAUGAUGUAGGUGUAGGAACUGUUGAAAAUGUUAAAAGUGCAAGUGACAAAUUAGACUUGAAACCUGGAACCAAUGCAUUGCAUGAAGGAGAAACAAGUGGUUUGCUGGAGACACAACAUCGUAGCAACGCCUUUAACCAACAUCAUCAUCGUCAUCCAAAGUUGGCAUUUAUGCAUGGUGAUGAUGACAGUGAUGAAGAAGAUGGAAUCCCUCUUUAUUCUCUUACUGAUGACUUUCACAUGGAUCAUGGGCUUGGAAAGUUUGAUUAUGAUGAUUACAGGAAGCUCAAUUUAACUCAUACCUCUUCAUUUGAUGAUGAUCUUCUUAUUGCUGAUCACAUAACAGCACCACCUGUUCAGCAUGUUAUUCCUCAAACUCUCCUUGAUCACUAUAUAUCCAUGACUGAACCAGCCAAAGCCCAAACUAUUGACACAGAAAUAGUACGGCACUGUGCUUUCAGUUUACCUGCAGUGACACUUACUCUGGGACGUAAAAACUGGCCAUGCCUUAGAGACACAUUUGAAAUGCUUAUUGCAGAUAUGCAGUGGAAAGUUCGAAGAACAUUAGCAUUCUCCAUCCAUGAGCUAGCCUUAGUUCUUGGAAGUGAAAUCACUCGCAUUGAGUUAGUUCCUACUUUUAACAGUUUUCUCAAGGAUUUGGAUGAGGUGAGAAUAGGUGUACUGAAACAUUUAGCGGACUUCAUCAAGCUUCUUCCAUCUGAUGUAAGUGGUGACUAUCUUCCCAUGCUCACAGACUUUCUCACAACAGAUAAUAACAGAAACUGGCGGUUUCGUUUUGAGCUUGCAGAGCAACUCAUGUCUCUAUGUGAAAUAUAUGAACCCAAACAAGUUCUGCAGUAUAUUUGUCCUAUUGCCAUCUCACUUGCCACAGACAGAGUGGCAGAUGUCAGAACAAUAGCGUUUAAACUGAUUGGCAUUUUACUUCAAAGGCUGCAUAGCUGCACUGAAGAUGGUCCUGCUCAUAAGUUUGUUUGUGACAUCAUCAAUAAAUUUGCCCACAGCCCACAAUGGACCAGGAGACAAGCGUAUGCACAACUCUGCCAAAAUUUACUGGAAGAAAAUGUUGAAACUGGGGAACAGUUCUCCCAAGAGUUUUUACCAAGCUUGUUGUAUCUCCUGACUGAUCCUGUACCUAACGUGAGACUCAGUUUAGCCAGGACUUUGUCACAGAGUGUUACAGUCUUAGAGCUAUUCAAAGAAAAUGAUGCAGAGGGCAAAGAGGCCAUUCUUUCUGCUCUGCAGAGGCUUCAAUAUGAUCCAGACAGGGAUGUUAGGUACUUUGCUGGGGUGGAGGAAGAUGCAUUAGAUCUUACAUAUGAGGGUCAAAUGACAAGUUUGGACAGUGUUCAGGAUGAUUUACAAGAAGUUUCCUAUGCCCUUGAAGAAGAUUGCGAACUUGAAAAUCUUAUACCCAAUGAUGAAGGGGAAAGCAGAGCCAAUGAAGUUGUUACCAUAAAUGAAGAAAAUAAAACUGAAACUUUUAACAACACUGAACUGUUGGAGGACUUUCAUCAGACAACGUUAGAAGAGUCGUCAUCCUCUGCAACUGUAUUUGGUACAAAUUUGGAAAGUACAGCAUUUGAAUUUGAAGAAGACGAAAGGAGGUUAGAUUUACAAUCUCAAGAUCUCACAAAUACAGGCAACACAUCUGAAGAACUUGAUAAGGAUGUGAAAUGUGGUGAGGAAAGGGAACCACAGUGCUCUAUUGAGGAGUUGAUUGAUUCAUCAGAUCCAACAGAAGAAGCAGAAGGCAAAGGGCUUUGACAUAACACGAAAGAUGGCAAUUAUACAUUUUCUAAAAUAUUUUGCAUAGCAAUGAAAAUUACACACACAAGUGUGUGUUUGAAUUAUCGGAAAUCUUCCUGGUUGCUUUGUUUUAAGUGAACAUGUAAUUGAGCAACAAGCAAAUGAGUGGUUUCCAAGGAGUUAUUUUUAAUAUUAAUCACUAGGGUAGGUGUUAAUUUAUGGAAAUGAGUGCAGGUAAUAAAUAAUUAUGCAAUGUUGAUGAAAACUGCAUUCGUGAUGAAUUCCUUAAUGUAUUGUACAUACAAUGGAUUGAAAUAGUCUUCUGGGUUAAGAUUUUCAGUGAAGCCUGUUGAUGUAUCUCACAGAAGAUUUUUCCAAAUUUUUAGAUAUGUUGCUUUAGAUGUUCUUCUUUUGUUGUUGUUUCUUACCAUUCCAGGCUGAAUGUAUAUUCUAUGACUGAACUUAAUAAAUUCUUGUAUCUUAAGCCAAGUUUAUUUUACAGUUAUCAUGCAAUUCAUAUUUCAGUAGCCAAAAAAAACUCCUGAUUUGUGAAACAUGUUCUCUUAUUUCCAGGCUGACCAAGUUGUUUACAUAGCUCUUUUAGGUAGAUUGGAAAAAAUGUUUUUAAGUCCAUGUCAAAUCCUAUGAAAGCACACUGUUCUUUUUCAGAAAUGAACCUAAGCAAAAAAAACAAAAAAAGAAAAGGAAAUCUAGUAGCAGUUGUGUACAACUCCCCUAAGUGUCACAUUGGAUAUUAAAAGAGGAAAGUUUAGAUGUCCAUUUUGUCAACUUAAAAGUCAGUUAAGGGGUAAAAAUUAUGAAAUAUCUUAACCUUUCAAAGUUUUGCUCAUUGACAUCAGAAUUGCCUGUCCAAGGUACUCAAUCUUUGCUAGCAUUUCAGCCUCAGGAAUUCAAUAUGGCUUGAGCUGGUCUUAUCAUAUUUUGCUGCAAAUUAGGAAUUUUACCCUAUUAAACAGUGCAAUUUCUUUAUUUUGUGUGGCCACUAUAGAGUAAAAUCCCUAAAUCAUGGAAGAAGCUUUGAAGUUUUCAUUCAUUGUUGUUUUUUUUACACACAUGAGGAGGAAUGUAAAAUUCUGAAAUCUGAUCCUUACAACUUUUUUAUAGCUGUACUCAGAUGCUAAUCAAGCCAGACCUAACAAGAAAAGUCAAGGGGUUGUUAAUGAAACAUUGACAAGCUUUCUUAUCCUUAAUUUUUAUUAUUCUGCAUUAAACAACCUUUAAUUAAGCCCUAAGAAUGAUUGGCAUCAAGUUAUGGCCAUGAGAAUUAAGGAACUGAUCACCAUGUAAAAUUACCUGAUCUUCACACACUCUCAUUAUUGUCAUUGUGGGACUAGCUACGGAGACCAUUAGGAAGUGUUGAUAUGAUGAAAAAGGGGCUCCAAGGAUGACAAGAACCGUUAUGAAUUUAACUGUAGCAAACUUGGGAUUAGUGUUACAACGGUGGCAAACAACCAGGCCUUGUUUUUUAAAGGGUGGAUAACGCCAUCCACCAGAUAAAUUGUUAUAUUCUGGGUAGCGCAGUAUGUUUUGGUAAGAUUACUCUAUGUGAUAGUGAUGUUUCUGUCGGAUAGUGCUAUCUGCCCUUUGAAUAACUGGGCCUAGGUCAAAUAUUGAUUGAAGUAAUGACACACAAAAAAAACUGAUGACUUGAAUUUCUAGACAAGGCUAGUGGUGGUGGUGAUAUGAUGUGGCUAUGUUGUACUUUCUGGUCAAUUUUGCAUCUGGGGUAGCUCCUUUUCUAAUGCAAGGUUUAGCAGUUGACAUUUUUUUUACAAUUAAUGACCAAGUUUUUGCCCUUGAGAUAAAUAGUAAUGUCAUUUGAUUGUGAGUCUUUUGUUGUUAGAGGACAGCUACAGCACUGAGUGGUCAGUGACUUUCAAAAUCGAGAGCAGAAUAAUCUGUGUAAGGGUUGCUCUACAGGAACAGGAGUCCCAAUCUGUCACUUGCACCUGGCUAGACUGAGUGUCCUACACAAGUUCAUGCAGAAAUUUCUAUCCUCAGAAAGGAAUUAUAAGUUUAUCUUGGAGUUCAUUCAUUGAGUUUUUAUACCUGAGCACUGUAUACCUAAUUCAUUUCCAAUUUACAUCCUAAAGUAGAGACUAUAAAAGUUAAAACUUUAAGAAUUUAAUUUUUAUAACGGCAGAUUUAAUACUUAUGUUAUUUUUGGACUGAAUAUUCGAACUGAAGAAUUAUUAUAAUAAACAAGAAAUUCUCCAAGUAUAUAAUUCUUACAUAAAUAUUUCAUGUUUACAGCAUUAUUGAAAGAAAACUUUCUUUUUGGUAUUGGGACAACCAAUUUAAUUACAAUAUGGCCAAGUUAUGUUAGAUUGAUUUGGUUGCUGAAUGAAGUUAUAUUGUUUAGACUGUUUAUAUUGAGUAUGUGUAACUGAUUAAAAUGAGAAACCAGUUUUAUAGUUUUCAAUAAUUGUUCUAUUGAUCAGCUCUCUCCCCUAACAGUUCUUUUUCUCACAACUCCUGUGUAACAGACAAUUGGACUAGGCAACCAAAGGUUUUGUAAACUUCACGACGCAAAUCAUAGUGACAACCUGUGGAUUAUCUCUUUCAAUCUUUGAAACUCUUAGAGUGACCAACAUUUAGUUUCUUCUCACUACAUUUCUGUUGAAUAAUUCAGUGAGAUAAUGAGAAUAUAGGAAUGACUGCCAACCUAAGAAGCUUUGAUUGUUAAACAAAUUCUCAUCAUCAGUACCAAAUAAAAUCUGUAGAGAGGAGUGUGGAGGAAAUAGAUACUGAUGUUAGUGCAUGAAGGGUUAAUUAAAGGAUCAGAGUUGAAGGAAGACCCAGGAUGGUUAAGGAAAAUUGUUUCUUUAGAGAGCACAAAUGUCUCACAUGUUGUAUGCAAGCCCAAUUAUCAGGUGUUCAAGAAAUUGUCAGAAAAUGCUUUGCAAAUUGCUCUGUAUAUUGUGUGUAGAAAAGAAAUUAAAAAG